GCAACUGUAGUUGGUCCAACACACACACCUGGGCGCUCUGUGUCAGGCUGCGAGGAAACAAGUGCAUUGAGUAAUUUGCGUGCUAGUGUAUGUGGUAAUCAUGGCAGCAUUAAGAGUCAGUAAAGUUCCUGGGGUUCUCCACUGGCUAUUGAGAAAUACGAGACCUCAAAUUUCAAGGCACUUGCAAGCUGUCCACACCUCGGCAGGUGUUCAAGUCCAAGAAAAUGAAGGCCCACAGGCUAAGUUCUUCCCAGCAAUGAAGACACCCAUGUUACCCAAGGAUGCAUUUAAGGACAAAACAGUGAUUAUCACAGGAGGUGGCACUGGUUUGGGUAAAGGAAUGGCUACCAUGCUAAGUGCUCUUGGUGCAAAUGUUGUCAUUGCUGCAAGACGGCUGUCAGUCUUGGAGUUGACUGCUAAUGAGAUUUCUAAUCAGACUGGAAAUCCUGUCCAUGCUGUCCAAAUGGAUAUUCGAGACCCAGUAGCUGUAGCAAGUGCAUUUGAUUCCUGUGAAGCUAAAUUUGGCCUUCCUAAUAUUAUCAUAAAUAAUGCAGCUGGUAACUUCAUAUCUCCAUCAGAAAGACUCAGUGCAAAUGCUUGGAGAACCAUCACAGAUAUUGUAUUGAAUGGCACAGCUUAUGUUACCUUAGAGGCUGGGAAACGACUUAUUAAAGCAAAACAAGGGGGUGUUUUCUUGAGUAUAACAACACCAUACACACGCAGUGGAUCAGGCUUUGUCUCACCGAGUGCUUCAGCUAAGGCUGGAGUUGAGACUUUAACAAGGUCUUUGGCAGCAGAAUGGGGACGAUAUGGUAUGCGAUUUAACUGCAUUGCUCCUGGUCCAGUUGAGACAGAAGGAGCAUUCAGCCGCCUGGACCCAGCUGGUACCUUCACCAAGAAUAUUUACAAGCGCAUCCCAGCUGGACGUAUGGGAGAAGUGGAGGAAGUGGCUAAUCUGGCUACCUAUCUUGUUUCUGACUAUUCAUCUUGGAUUUCAGGAGAGACUUUGGGACUUGAUGGAGGACAGUACUGCUCGAUGGCUGGGGAGUUCAACGAUUUAAACAUCAUCUCUGACGAACAAUGGGAUAUGAUGGCACAGUUGAUACGUAAAAGUAACAAAGAAAAUAAAGAUCAUAAUUAAUUUACCAGAUGCUUAUUGGUACCCAGCCUAUACGUACAAAACAUUGUACAAUAUAGACACGGACAUGAGGUAGGUGCUGAAUCCAUUGAGCCUCCACACAAAGCCUGUUCAGCGAGCUUCUGGCGCCGUGAACCUCAAAUGGGGACCACCCGUGCCUCUUAGGUUAAUAAAAUUUAUUCAAUAAAUAUAAAAUUGUAUUUACACUUUUUUUUUUUAUGUCAUUAGGUUGAUGCCAAAAUUUUUUACCAUAAAUAUUUUACCUUUACAUACUGUAGGGUGAAUUGUAAUAUUGAAACUUCACCAAUGGUAUAAACAUUAUUUUCUAUAAUAUGGACAACAUUUCUAUCUUGGUUAUUAAAUUAAAAUUCUUACAUGACCACAUUACUUCAUUGAAAAUGCCAACACAAGAUAUUAGCAAUGGCCUAUUUGUUGCUCUACACUGCUACCAUUCUCCUUAAAACUUACUCACUGAUUCUUGUACCAUCUUUAAUCUUUCCAUGGUUGCAAAGGAUUUUUGAGAUGCUUCAGUUCCACAAAUACUAAUGUCAAACUUAUGUGAAAAAUGCAUUUGAUCACAUAUAUAUUCAAUACUCCCUGUUCUGUACAUUACUGUAAACAAAUAAAAAUCAUUAGUCAGCAA
This is a messenger RNA of Homarus americanus (American lobster), 1781 nucleotides long. Its product is annotated as 2,4-dienoyl-CoA reductase [(3E)-enoyl-CoA-producing], mitochondrial-like. The record is from RefSeq and is a predicted model, not a curated record. Gene Ontology annotation, biological process: fatty acid beta-oxidation. Gene Ontology annotation, molecular function: 2,4-dienoyl-CoA reductase (NADPH) activity. The transcript is spliced from 7 exons. Lineage: Eukaryota; Metazoa; Arthropoda; Malacostraca; Decapoda; Nephropidae. Gene Ontology annotation, cellular component: mitochondrion. Bases 101 to 1141 code for a protein of 346 amino acids.